ACUGAGAACGGCUAGUAUUACUCUACGGCAGGAUGGAUACUUUCUUUUCUAGUACAGUGACUCGCUGGAUAGAGGGCUAUUGGUUUUAAUAGGCUAGAGCAAAUGUAAUACUGUGCUCGCUGCGUUUCCCCUCGUGGCUCACGCACGCGAGCAACUUCACUUCAUGAUCUCCUGAACAUGUUCAUUCUCUUUAAAGCUAUCCGGCCGGCAGUCGCAUUGGACUGUGCCGCAUUUCCCCGAAACGGAAAAUGGAUGUCGCAUGCGCUCUGUACGACCACACCUCAGCGCGCUUUUCCAUCGCGCCUUCCUUCCUUCCCAUCCCUCUCCACCAACAUUCCCAAGCGGCUAUCCCUCCGAUUCGCCCACGCACUAUCCAUGGCCCGCUAUCACCACUCAACUCUGCAUAAUCGCAACAACGCACCACGCGCCACACGUGCAGCAACGAGUCGCCCGGCAUGCGCGCCAUCCACACCCACAUCCACAUGGGCAAACAAGCAAUCAAUCAAUCCAAUCAUCCCAUGCAACUCUCUUUCGGAAACAAUUUCGAGUCGCCUACCUCCGCGGCCCGUUCACAUCAAGCACAUAUAUUGCUUCGGCAUGCCGAAAAUGCCCUUUGCGCAUCGAUACCGCGCGGCGUUUUUUGAUUCACCUUUCGCUCGACGUACCCGACCUGACCGGACUGACCUAUCCUGCCCUGCCCUGCGCCCGCGGGGUCGCGGUGGUGGUGUGUUUUCUCAUCCAUCCAGAAGAACUGCCUUAGGCGCACCCCACGCGUUCAUAUAGGCGUAUAUUAACGUUCCGCUGAUGGGGGAUCCCCGGAACGGCGGGACUUGGCCGAGGCCGCGCGGUUGGGUUUGCGGUUGGGCUGGGUUGGAUUGGGUUGGGUUAGGUUCUCGUAUCAGGGGUGCUCGAAGCUAGCCGGCUACGGCUAUAUAUCUUGGUAUCAAGGGUAUGUGUGUUGGUAGCUACAAAUGUGAUGGCUGUGGGCGAGAGAGCAGCAAGCAUGGACUGGGAAAGAGAGG
Trematosphaeria pertusa is the source of this 1022-nucleotide messenger RNA. RefSeq lists its product as uncharacterized. The transcript has a single exon. The coding region runs from base 178 to 783 and encodes 201 amino acids. The record is from RefSeq and is a predicted model, not a curated record. NCBI's taxonomy places the organism in Eukaryota, Fungi, Ascomycota, Dothideomycetes, Pleosporales, Trematosphaeriaceae.